Zychaea mexicana is the source of this 4626-nucleotide messenger RNA. RefSeq lists its product as uncharacterized. NCBI's taxonomy places the organism in Eukaryota, Fungi, Mucoromycota, Mucoromycetes, Mucorales, Lichtheimiaceae. Gene Ontology annotation, biological process: calcium ion transport. Gene Ontology annotation, molecular function: ryanodine-sensitive calcium-release channel activity; ubiquitin-protein transferase activity; protein binding. Gene Ontology annotation, cellular component: cytoplasm. Bases 58 to 4554 code for a protein of 1498 amino acids. The transcript has 19 exons. The record is from RefSeq and is a predicted model, not a curated record.
UUUUCUUUUUAUCUACUUUUUAACAACACGGCAUCGACAGUGUGUGUUCAUGCAGCGAUGCGUCCCUCUACACAACGAUCGCUUCCGGAUUCCGGAGAGAAUACUAAAGCGGCCACAGUGGCGCUCUGUUUUCUAAGCGGCGUUGCAGCAGCAUUCAUGGCAUACUCAAUGUACUCGAAUCUAAAAACAUUCCAUAACCGCACUCAUGAACACACGAGUCGAAAAAAGCGAGAAGCACAACGACAAGAAACCAACAGACAAAUCGAAGACUCAAUACCAUUAAAGUCGUUGGCUUACUUGACGCAUUCGACCAAUAUCAAUAUCCAAAAUGGCGCUGUCAAAAUAAUCCUAGAUCGGGCCAUGUCAGAAAAAUACUUGCCAAAAUUAAUAGAGUCCUGUAAAAGGGACAAACCUAUCGAGGUGCAGAUGCGUGCUAUAUCUGCUCUUCAGCUAUUAACACGGCGAGAUAGCAACCGAGCGACACUCUUAUCAAACGGUGCAUUGGAUGUGUUGGUGGAUGCAUUAAAGUGCACGGACGCAGAUAUGAAAGAAUCGGUUCAACGUUAUGCAGCUGUAUCGAUAUGCGAUCUAAUCCAAAUGAGCGACAUCAGCAAAUACUACAUCAUCGAUAUUGGCAUUUUGGAACCAAUCAAACGCAUCCUUACUUCAACAACAAUCCGUAACAACGAACUCAAAUAUUGGACUCUAAUGAUACUAUACCAGAUUUCACGCAGUGAUCCAUUUCCAAAGGUGUUGAUUGAGGAUGGAUUUGUUGCAGUGCUUGCAAAAAUGGCGCGAAUUACAUAUGGCAACACGAACAUGCCAAAAUUUUGCAUACAAAGCUUGGUCCGAAUUAUUUCCAAUGUCGAUGUAGUUGAGGCCAAGGCUAUCUUGACAGAGUUACUGGAAUAUAAUGUUAUUGAUCUUAUUUCUAUAUCAUUAAGAUCAGAGGAUCUUGAACUUGUAUACUGGGCUGCUGGAUUGAUGCACGAGUUUGUUCUCAAAGACGUCGCUGCACAGCAAUUUCGAGAAAUUAAGGGUAUACAUGCGAUCCUCAAUGGCUUGUUGGGUGCAGAAGAAAUAUACAUUUCAAGAGUUGUACUACGGACCAUAAAAUUCAUGGCAUAUGGACAAGACAAUUUUCGGCAAGAAAUGGUGAAUAGCGGCAUGGUGAAAAAAAUUAUGCGCGGACUUACACUGGACGAUGAUGAUGUGCGGUACUGGAGCAUUUUGUGCAUUCACGCCGUUGCCGCUCAACUGGAAUCUCAUCCGGAUAUCAUUACAUCAAAUGAAUUUGGCUUGAUGCUUGAACUGACAACCUCGCGUAAAAUCCAUGUUGCCAUCUUUGCAUCCGACAUUCUAUCCCUCAUUUGCUGUAUUGCAAGUAACGGACCCAUCCUGGAUCGACACGUAAACGAGGUUGUGUCGGCGCUUAAUAACUUGUUAUCGUACGAAGAACUUGAAGUCCAAUACAAUGCAGUGGGAGCAAUAUUUAACUUGACAGCCAUGAGAGAAAACUUUGCGUGUGUUGCUCGAGAACAGUGUCUGGAUACACUUGUCUCUAUGUGUGUCGCAUCAACGCACGAGCGCGUACAGCUGACAUGCGCCAAGGCCUUGGUUCUAAUGGCUAUCAAGUUCCGAUCUAUUACCACACGCGUGACAUUACAAGUCAUCGAGCCUCUCAUCAGCACAUGCACUGGCAUUUCUCAAGAUGUUCUUCCGAUCAUUCUCAUGCAAUCUCUUAUUGCAAGCUCACAAGAAAAAACUACGAGCAAGCGCCGUCUACCGCAACGACGACAAGCAUCCAAACGACACUCACGACUUUCUACAAGCCUAGAAAUGAGUCAAAUGGCCAGAGACCACGGUCCUCGGAAAUCCACCGAAUCCGUAUCAUCCUCUUCUUCUUCUUCAUCAUCGUCUUCCUCCUGUUCCGAUCACUCAUCCACACACGACCGAACAUCUUUGUUCAUAAAGUUCGAGUUACCGCUUUCGUCACGCGUCCAAUUCGUCGGUGCACUCAGCGCAUUGCGCAUUCUACUCGAGAACGAAGAUGUGUUUGGGAACGUGGUCACAGGCACCGUCUUUGAAAACAUGAUGGCAGAUAUGGCCAAAAUGGAAGAGGCGGUUGAAGGCGAACAAAUCAGCGCGUUUGAACGGGAAGCACGGCAAUCUGCACGAUUAACGGACAUGGAACGCCAAUUUUUAGCCGAUAAUGACCGGGUUUACAACAGUGCCCGUACAGGAGCCACAAUGCCAUCCUCUGCUUCAUCUUCAUCCGCCUUGUUGUUCGAACCCAUUCGCGAAUUCUCAGAAUCAUUGGUCAUGCUUGCUAUUUAUCCUGUUCUCGAAGCUUGGAGUCAACAGACGACAAAGCAAGUGACGGAAAUGGAAGAAAGUACGGCCAAAGCAGCAUAUUACGAUGUGUUGGCAUGGCUCAAGGCUCGUACGACCGUGGCUCCGCUCCGUCGAGCUGAUGGCGUUCUUGCAACAGUAGCAUCGCCUGGAACAGCAGCAACACAUAAGCAACAGUCAACAUCAUCUGGGUUGACUGCAGCCGCAGCCGCACGGCCCAUGACGUUCGCACCCAAUGAUUCGUCUUCCGACAGUGAGGAUGACGAUGAUGACGACGACGACGACGAGGAUGAGCAAUAUAUCAUGUCGAAAAAAGUUGAGUCUGCAGCAGAACGAUUAGGUGAAACACGCAGAAAGGGUGAAGAGCAUGAUUCUGCCACAGUCGAGGACAUGUUGGCUGCUGGUCAGCCGUUGCAUUUCGCAAAACUGUACUCCGGGUUUGCUGGCCGUGCUCUGAUGGUGCUGCGUUCGCUUGUUCAUUAUGGAUCCGUACGGCAAUUCCUUAUUCACGAAACGGCCUUUGUAGAAGCCAUGAUUUACAUGUUUCAAAACUGCCGGUCCUUGUCAGACCAUGUACUGACAUGCCUGGGAGCAAUGAUCUGUGCUGAUCCGUCCUACAUCAUUCCCGAGUCCGCACUUCAAGUCAUGGCGAUCUCGAUCUGGAAAAGCGCACAGUUACCAAUGCUCGAAAAGCGAUCCUUCCAUUUCUAUGCACGACUUAUUUUGACAUUCGCCACACGCUGUACUAGCCCGUCAUCAUCACCUUCUUCAUCAUCGUCGACUGCGUCAUCACCGUCCGAAUGCGGGAAUGAUAGCAUAUUCGUGGAAAUAGACUUGCAUCGCAGAUCGAAAUAUUGUCUUUUGAAUUAUGAGACGCGGCUUGAGGCUCGAAACGAUUCCUGGACGUUCGAGACAGUACGUGGAACGCAUCCUACACCGGUCCGUGGAUCAGAUGCAUGGGCAGCAACAUCUACCCACAAAUACAUGUUUGAAGUCGUUCUGGCUACAGAUGGCUUGAUGCAGGUCGGAUGGGUCACUGACGAAUUCGAAAUUGAUCCGGAGGGUGGUACUGGCGUAGGCGAUGAUGCCUUUUCCUAUGGCUACGAUGGUUGUCGAGUCAAGAAAUGGCAUGCUGCGGAUCAAAAUAGAAGACGAAAUUAUGGAUGCUCAUGGGCUGUCGGUGACACGAUUACAUGUGCCCUGGACUUGGAUUGCUGCGAGAUGCGUUAUUAUCAAAACGGACAAGAUCUGGGUACGGCAUUUAUGGAUAUUGAUGCUGAGCGGGUUUGGUAUCCUGCUAUAUCGCUCUCUACGGGCCAGGAGUGCCGCUUCCGCUUUGGUGGUCCUUUGGACCGUUUAAGAUACCCAGUCGAAGGCUAUACGCCUUUUGCCCAACUUGCAUGUUCACCUGUACCUGUCGAGCUCCCUCCUCCGCAAGUUGUCAAGAGCAGCAACGAACGUCGUCAGACGGUCGGAUCCGACAAGAGCGACGAUAUCGAGACUUUGACGAAUGCAAUGAGACGCAUGUCAGUACAGGGAGCCCUUGAAGAGGGGAACCAAGAACCCAGCUUGCGGCCGGCUCGUAUUGAGCGACCCCAAUCUAAACGUCCUACAACUAUUCUAUCCAGUCGGCCGGCAGAACGUGAUGAUUAUUCUGUAUCGCCCUCGCUCUAUUUCGAAAUGACAAUUGCCAAUCGAUCGGCCAAGCAACGCGUACCAUCAUCUUCCUCGGAGCAAGAAGAAGGAAACGGUCAAGAUAAUGCUGAUAACGAUGACACGUUAUUUAACCACGAUGGAGAUCACAAUGAAGGCACCAUUGUGUUGGGUAUGCAAAGUUUGGAUAACAGAAACCACAUCCGACUCGAGUAUCACUGUGUGGAACGCAUGGCCAUGGUCUAUCAAGGUCGGUCCGCGCGCACAGAAUUGUUUGCAUUGGAGAUUGCCGAUGGCGAUGUAGUAGGUUUACUCUAUGUCCAAGAAGCGCAUAGCAUUUCCAUCACUGUCAACGGAAAAAUUAUCAGCAUAGUCAGUCUGGUACCGCUUUAUGAAGGAGGAGACGCGUUUCGACCUUAUCUGCCUUACCGUGCAGGUGACAUCAAGACUCAUAUUAAUUUUGGUGACGAACUGUUUCGAUGGCAACGAGCCAAUGCAAUCAGCUCCAAAGAAAAAAUGGCAAACUAUCUGGGUCAGCUAUUGCAAUAAUGAUGUCUUCUGAUACUAUCAAUAGUUAUAAUAAGAAAAAAGUAUCUAGUACACAAUAGGUUAUAAGUUACC